Messenger RNA from Tripterygium wilfordii, 1832 nucleotides. RefSeq lists its product as uncharacterized. The record is from RefSeq and is a predicted model, not a curated record. The coding region runs from base 74 to 1363 and encodes 429 amino acids. The transcript has 8 exons. Lineage: Eukaryota; Viridiplantae; Streptophyta; Magnoliopsida; Celastrales; Celastraceae.
AUCCUGCUCUGCAAUUGUUCUCCCAAAAAACAGAGACUCUGUGUUCUGUUCAGUAAAAAAAUAGCACAACAGUAUGAGCUCCGUAGUUACUCUAGCUUGUUCGUUUCCAUGGCUUACAUCUGUACUACCAUCCUCUUCUUCUUCGUCGAAGUUUUUGAAAUACCAAUCAUGCCCUUCCUUCUCAAAACCUUGUCACAGAGCGGUCUAUUGCUGCGGAUCCCAACCUCAAUAUGCAGUCACUGAUCUCGGAUUCGUCUUGCACGAUGCUCUUGAUUCCUCUGGAGUCGACACCACCCAUGCCAGAGAGGCUAGGAAGGGUUUCAUGUCCCAGAUUGAGAGACUGUCAAGUAUAGAGAGGCAAACCAGCAUAAGCAUUAAUAGACGUGUUGAUUUGGGGAAAACGGCUCUCUAUAUAGCAGCAGAAGAUGAUUCCCUUGUAUCACACUCCUCCGUUCCACUCCCUGUGGAUGCUUUUGUGGAAAGAUUGGAUGAUCUCUCAACGGGCUACCUUUCUUUCUAUAACUCUUCUUUUGGCUCAUCCCCGGAGAUUUUCUUGGAAUGUUUGGAGAGCUAUUUGUAUGGCAAGAAGGGUUUCCGAAGAAGCUACUAUACAAGGAAUCAAUUAGAGCCACGGGCUUUGUAUCUUCACUCAGUUUUGACACAUCGAUCAGGAUCCGCUGCUAUGCUGUCACUUAUAUAUUCAGAAAUCUUGAAAAUGCUACGCUUGUGGACCAUAUUGGAUUUUGAUUGUGAGAUAUUCUUCCCUCAUGAUCGUUAUGGUCUUCCCAGAGGCUAUCAUAAGCUGAAAAGCAAGGCAUCUGAUCAAUCACAUAUAAUGACAACACAAAACCUACUGGUGGAGGUUUUGAAAAAUUUGAAGGAGGCAUUUUGGCCUUUUCAACAUGAUGAUCCUAAGACUUUAUUCUUAAGUGCAGCAGAGGUUGCGAAUUGCACUGAUAAAUCAAAUGUUGUCAGAGAAAGUGGUUUUCAGGUUGCAUCUGCAAAGGCUGCUCAACAUAGGCUUGAACGUGGUGUUUGGACCAGUGUACGUUUUGGCGAUAUGAGGCGUGCAUUAGCUGCUUGUGAACGUCUUAUACUUCUACAAACUGACCCGAGGGAGUUCAGAGAUUACAGCAUUCUUCUUUACCAUUGCGGAUUUUUUGAAAAGUCACUGCAGUAUCUCAAGCUGUAUCAAGAAACAAAGAGUUCUUCCCCGGAAAGCCCUUCAUCCAAUAAAUUUAGCAGCCUGGAGAACGAUGCUGUUGAGAGAUUGAUGGUACGGCUUACUUUGAUCUUGAUGGAAAAAGGUUGGAGCAAGGCGUCAGACAGAAACUUUUUCAGCAAUAACUCUGAACCAUGGUAGUUUUCCUCAUUCUGUUGUCUCAAAAUGGACUAAGAAAGCAUCACAGAAUACAGUUGGGAAGGGUGAUGGUUCAUUUAAUUCGAUUCUUCAAUAAACCCCCAUGGACAAGAUGAUCGGCCCAAUUUUGGCAUUUUAGCGGAUGCCUACAUUUUAAAAUUGGUUCAUCUUUAUGGAGUGAGGACCACAAGCUGGAGGUAUUUUGCAUAUUUUGAAGGAAGAUUGUCUAUCAAAGGAUCCACAAAUCGGACUGUGCCGGGGGAAGGUAGCACCCAUUGACUUGAUUUUAGACUUCAAAGUUCCAUAUAACCAUACUCUCUCUGUAGUGUAAUAUACUUGGGAUGUUAUAUGCUUCGACAUGUAGUAAAACUUGUAGUAAAUGAUGUGUCUCUUGCUGCUUAUCUCUAACCAAGAAAAAGAAUCACAGUGUAUGUAUAUACUAGAGUUUGCAAUGUCAGUCAGCUUGCUCAGA